AUGGCAGAUGUUGUGAGCCCCGACUGCCGACUUUGUGAUCCGGGACUGGUGGAUUACAUCAUUGAGCAGCUCGACCGGAGUAGGAACAAGCUCAACACACUGACUGUCGAGCAUGCUCUCGCCAUCCUCUGCGUCCUUCGAGCUCCCCAUCGGGUCAGUGAGCAGAUCCGGCAUUGCCUCUUGGUCCUUCGGGGCCUCAAGUCCGAGCCACACUUGUGUGUCCGAGCUUUGGUGACCGCUUCCGAGCUCUACGAAGUUGUUGCCAACCUCGUGAAUCGGGAGAGAGCAGCGAAGCAGAGCACCGGGAGCUAUUAUGGAGGUGGCUACACCUUCAGCGAUGACGACCAGGAAGCGUUUGUCUCCGAGCUAGGCCUUCCGCCAGCAGGUGCGGAUGUGCAGCUCGUGGCGACUGUGAUGGACCUGUACACAAGCAAUCGCAAGCUUGCGGGUGCAGCGCUGCGCACUUUCGCGGCCAUGGCCAAAAUCACGAGAAAGCACCUGCAGGACAUCGUCGCAGGGGAAGUGAGGCCAAUAUCGAACACUCUGCAUGAGCAUGCAAAAAGCCGCUCCGUGAACCUCCACGUAGCCGAGCUCAUCCUACUGGUGGCGAAGACAAGGACGGAUCUUGUUUCUGAUGGAUUGAUGAUGAUGGCAUGCAAGUCGCUGAGAAGCUCCACUCGAGAUGCAGAGAUUGCGUGCAACAUCUUGGUUUCCUUGCGGACCUUCCUUCAAAAGGCAUCAUCGGACUCGGACGGUGGCCCGGCAGCCGUCAACAGAUCCUUGGCGCAAGCCCUGCCAUUUGACGUCCUCGUGCGUGUGGGCGACACUCACCACGCGAACUCCGGCGUCGUUGCUCCUCUGUGCCACUGCAUGAACUUGCAGGCAGCAGCGUCGAAAGAAUAUCGUGAUGACUUCGUGAAUGCUGGUGCCAUCGCCGUUCCGCUGCGCAUCUUUGACGAGGCAGAGGUACACACUCCGGAAGCUUGUGCAGCUGCAGCCCAGAUCCUGAAGGUGUUAUUGACAGAGUCGAAAAAGGCGGCAAGUCAGUUUUUGGAUGCUGGGGGCCCGCGGCUUCUCCUCAACGUGCUGAGCAAGCAAUCCGAGAGCUCCGAGGUGGUGCAUCGCUGCUUUGCCGCCCUGGCCGUGGCAGCUCAAUUCGUGCCAGUCCGCUGGGCUCUGGUUCACCCGGAGCUGCCUCACACCUUCACCUUCCUGGACCAGAUUCUGCGCGUUGCGGAGGUGCAUGUCAGCUCCAUUGCAGACGUGCUGCCGUGGGCCUGCCUGGCUGUCGGUGCUUUGACCGAGUGCGAGCACGAGGAGAGCCAGGAGAUCAUGCGGAAAGCUAUCAACGAGGAUCUGCUUCAAAGCACCCUGACAAAAAUGCGAUCCCAUUACUCCUUUCGAGGGGAUCUGGAUUUCUGCAUGCAGCUGAUCAACAGUGCUGCAAGCUGCGACCUGUCGGACGUAGCCAUCUUGACGGAAGAUGGCGGGCUUCUGAAGAUGCCAGCGCCACGGGUUGAGGCACCCGAACCGCCCAAGAGCUUCCACGCCGAGACGGUCGUUCUGGUUCCGGAACCUGUUAAGGUGCAGGGAGACUGGCACGAGCCAUUGGACAUCUUCGGACCUCUGAGAACACUGGGAGUCGGUGCAUCAGCGGCUGAUUUUGGCGCGGCAAUCACGCAGGAGCAAAUCGCCGUGCUGCGAGGCGUGUCCUCUGCCCCGGUGAAGCAGCCUGUCGCAGCUCAGUUUCUGCGAGCAGUCCGUGACGAGUAUCUCGAAGGCAAGACGGGAGCUGUCGAGACCUUCAUGACGAGGAGAGGGCCACCAGAAGAAGGUGACGAUGGAGUCCUCUAUGAAGGUGAUUUCUUGCUCACUGCCGAUGAGCAAAGGGCGCUUGCGCCCUUCAUUCAGCGGAUGCAAGACUCCUCCGACAAAACCAAAGAGUUCACAGAGAUCGAGCACCGUUGGAAUGUCAAGGCUCAAGAAGACGUACCGGAGGAGCCAGGCUUCUUCGCUUCCGUCUUCGGCGGUGCCGUGACAUCCCCCGAUGCAAAAGCGGAGGCUGAGCCAGACGUG
Messenger RNA from Symbiodinium necroappetens, 2076 nucleotides. NCBI's taxonomy places the organism in Eukaryota, Dinophyceae, Suessiales, Symbiodiniaceae. The record is from the annotation of a GenBank genome assembly.